UGUUCUUCACCUUCUCUCAGUUAAAAAUCAAGACUUUCGAUUUCUCCAUGAGAGAAGCACAGCAUAUAUACUUGUGGAACAGAACAUAUAGUAUAUUCUUCCCUCUCUCCUCUUUAUUGUAACCCCCACUUCUCCCUUAGCUUAUAAAAACGUCAUCUUUAAUUUUUCUUCCGGCCAAAAGCAGAGGACCCAUAUCAUUUUUCAUUGAUUAGCCGGAGCUAAUUAAUAAAGCUUCAGGCAACCCGGCCAUCUAAUGAGUUCUCCAAACAAGAAUGCAUUUUUUCUCUUUCUCUGCGUUUUUCUAUCAGAGAUUGUUUAUCUGUGCUUCUCUUCUAAGGUGUAUGUGGUGUACAUGGGGAGCAAAGCGGGAGAUGAUGACCCAGAAGAGACCUCGAAGAAACAUCACUAUAUGCUAACUUCUAUUCAUGGUGGAAGAGCUGAGGAGGCUAAGGCAUCUCAUGUGUACAGUUAUAAGAAUGGUUUUAAUGGGUUCGCUGCAAAGCUGACACCGGACCAGGCCACUGAAAUUGCUAAAAUGCCCGCAGUGGUAUGUGUAUUUCCCAAUGCCAAGAGGAUCCUUCAUACAACCCGUUCCUGGGACUUCUUGGGCCUUGGCGGCCAAGAAACUAUGGAAGUUCCUGGCUUUUCCACCGAGAACCAAGUUAAUGUUAUUAUCGGCUUUAUUGAUACAGGGAUUUGGCCCGAAUCGCCCAGUUUCAGUGAUGCUGACAUGCCACAGGUGCCAGAGAGAUGGAGGGGCCAAUGCCAAACAGGAGAGGCCUUCAAUGCUUCAACAUGCAACAGGAAGAUUGUUGGUGCGAGAUAUUACACCAAUGGCUACGAAGCCGAAGAAGAAGAGGUGGUGGGGAAGGAGUCGUUCAAGUCAGCCCGGGACAGCUUGGGUCACGGAAGCCACACGGCGUCAACAGCAGCCGGCCGUCAUGUUGCAAACAUGAGCUACAAAGGCCUCCUCGCAUCUGGAGAAGCCAGAGGUGGCGCCCCUCAAUCCAGGAUAGCUAUUUACAAGGCUUGUUGGAACUCGGGCUGUUACGACGCGGAUCUGCUGGCGGCGUUCGAUGACGCCAUCGGAGACGGCGUUGACGUCGUGUCGCUGUCUCUGGGCCCGGAUGCUCCCCAGGUCGACUACUUCAACGACGCCAUCUCAGUCGGUUCGUUCCAUGCCGUGAGCCAUGGGAUUGCGGUGGUUGCUUCCGCCGGCAACCAAGGCUUCCAGGGAUCCGCUACUAACCUUGCCCCUUGGAUCAUCACUGUUGCUGCUACUUCUACUGACCGGGAUUUCACUUCCCACAUCUUAUUUGGGAACGGCGUUAACCUCACGGGUGAAAGCCUUAGCUUACUUGAAAUGACAAACUCCACAAUAAUCAUACCUGCAUCCACGGCUUUCAAUGGAUAUUUCACGCCAUAUCAAUCCAGUUACUGUCUGGAGAGUUCUCUGAAUAGAACAAAGGCGACAGGGAAGGUUCUCGUGUGUCAACAUGCAGAGAGCUCCACCGAGUCAAAGGUGGCAAAGAGUGUGGUGGUCAAAGACGCAGGUGGGAUUGGUAUGGUUCUGAUUGAUGAUGCAGAUAAAGAUGUUGCUGUUCCCUUUGUCAUUCCUGCUGCCAUUGUUGGGAAACAAACGGGAGAUAAGAUCCUUUCUUACAUUAACAGAACAAGGUUACCUUUGUCAAGGAUUCUAUCAGCAAAGACUGUAUUAGGUACUCGGCCUGCGCCACGUGUGGCUGCCUUCUCUUCAAGAGGCCCUAAUUCUGUAACUCCCGAAAUAUUGAAGCCAGACAUUGCGGCUCCAGGUUUGAAUAUCCUAGCUGCUUGGUCUCCAGAAGCAGCGGCAAAAGUGAACUAUAAUGUACUCUCUGGAACUUCCAUGGCUUGCCCUCAUGUCACAGGAAUUAUAGCCUUGAUAAAAGCUGUUCAUCCCUCAUGGUCUCCGUCUGCGAUCAAAUCUGCAAUCAUGACUACAGCUACAGUUUUGAACAAGCUUCACAAGCCCAUUUCUGUGGACCCAGAUGGAAGAAGGGCAAAUGCAUUUGACUAUGGCGCCGGUUUCAUUUCCCCAACCAGAGUCCUUGACCCCGGGUUAGUGUAUGAUGCGCAACCAACAGAUUACAAGGCCUUCCUUUGCUCGAUCGGCGGUCAUGAUGAGAAAUCGCUGCACUUGAUCACCGGAGACAACACAACUUGUGAUCAAACGCCCCCUUCACCCUCUGCCCUUAACUAUCCAUCCAUCACAGUUCCAGCCCUUAAUGGGGAGGUUUUGGUCACUAGGACAGUGACAAAUGUGGGAAAACCAGUGAGCGUGUACAAGGGGGUGGUGUUUCCUCCAAAGGGAGUCAAUGUGACCGUGGUGCCUAGACAGCUUUCAUUUAGUCACUAUGGUGAGAAGCUUAACUUCACCUUAAUCUUUAAGGUGGCUGCUCCAACACAAGGCUAUGUUUUUGGUUCCUUGUCAUGGAGGAGCAAGAACAUCUGGGUUACUUCGCCGCUUGUUGUGGGAGUUGCAGAUUCCUAGAUCGAUUAGGGUGUAAUAUCAGACAGCAAAACUUACCAGCAGAUACAUCACAAUGUAUUACUAGUACAAAAAACACAACUUCAAGAUCGAAUGAAAUGUAAAUUAUUGAAUUUCUGUCUCUGGUCUUGGGCAUUGUUCUGCAAGCUAAAUUCUCCUAGUUGACCUCUUAUUAGCAAAAGAAACAUAAACAGCUUGCUUGAUACACACCGAGCUCAAUCUGUCAAUUCUAACAU
This is a messenger RNA of Cuscuta epithymum, 2763 nucleotides long. NCBI's taxonomy places the organism in Eukaryota, Viridiplantae, Streptophyta, Magnoliopsida, Solanales, Convolvulaceae. The record is from the annotation of a GenBank genome assembly.